UGUGGAGGCCCACCCGCUCUGUCGAAAACCCUCCUCUUUCUCUGCGUAUGAGGCGGUGCCUAUUCUUCCAGCUCCCAUGGGCUACAACCGAUCCCGCCGCCCCGGAGAUCGCUCCGCUCGUCGAGGGCAGACCAGUACGAGCCGGGGAUCUCAGUGGGAUGAGGAUCAUGAUAGAUCCCUGCCGACAAAUGAAGAAGAAUGUCAUGAGGAAAAUCAUGCUCCAGGAAUUCAGCUUGCAAUGUGGGACUUUGGACAAUGUGAUAUCAAAAGGUGCACUGGUCGAAAACUUGCCAGAUUUGGAUUCUUAAGGGAAUUGCGGGUAACUAAUGGUUUUGGUGGCGUUGUCCUAAGUCCAGUUGGGAAACAAUGCGUCUCCAAGGAAGAUCAGCCUUUAAUCAAGAGGAAAGGACUUGCUGUGGUAGAUUGCUCAUGGGCGCGCCUGAAUGAUGUUCCUUUUAUUAAACUUCGUUGUGGUGCCCCUCGCCUCUUGCCUUGGUUGGUGGCAGCAAACCCAGUGAAUUAUGGCCAUCCAUGCGAAUUAUCUUGUGUUGAGGCUUUGUCUGCAGCUUUAAUAAUUUGUGGGGAGGAGGAAAUGGCAAAUCUGCUGUUAGGCAAAUUCAAGUGGGGUCAUUCAUUCUUGUCUCUUAACAGGGAACUACUCACUGCAUAUUCCCAAUGUCAGACAGGAUCGGAGAUCAUAUCUGUCCAGAACUCCUGGUUAUCUAGUAAUGCACGAGUACCAAAGCCCCCACAAGGCGUAACAGAUAGCGCUCAGUCGCCUCCAGGCGACGAGCAAUCUGGUAGCGAUUCAGACGAUGGAUUACCGCCCCUCGAAGAGAACUUGAACCACUUGACAUUACAAGAGAGUGAAGAAAGCGAGGAAGAUAGUGAGUGAAAGGAGGUGUUCUCUGGCCGGCCUUGCGGUAAUACACUAUUUCAACUUCUAUGGACGAACAUGCAGUUUUAACUGUGAUUUGGUAGUAGAGUUGGUUUUGGGAUAAGCUGGAUGUAUAGUUUUUGUUUGCUGCAGUUGUUUUUUUCCCAUUGAACAUACACAAAUUACAAAAUCCCAUUAUAUUCUGAUCAAAA
Messenger RNA from Musa acuminata AAA Group (dessert banana), 1089 nucleotides. RefSeq lists its product as uncharacterized. The record is from RefSeq and is a predicted model, not a curated record. Gene Ontology annotation, molecular function: rRNA small subunit aminocarboxypropyltransferase activity. The transcript has 10 exons. Gene Ontology annotation, biological process: maturation of SSU-rRNA. Bases 77 to 895 code for a protein of 272 amino acids. Lineage: Eukaryota; Viridiplantae; Streptophyta; Magnoliopsida; Zingiberales; Musaceae.